GUGAGUGACUAGGAACAAUAUGGCGCCGGGAGUAACUCUAGCUUUUGAACUAGUCGUUGUCUAAAGACCGGCGAUCGGGCAGGAUGAACCUCUGCGCCCAAUAUUUACGACAGGCAGAAGCCCUGAAGGCUGACAUGACCGAUUCAAAGCUUGGUGCCGCCGAGGUCUGGACGUCACGACAGGCACUUCAGGAUUUGUACCAGAAAAUGCUGGUGACAGACCUGGAGUAUGCACUGGAUAAAAAAGUGGAACAAGAUCUCUGGAACCAUGCUUUUAAGAACCAGAUAACCACACUCCAGAGUCAAGCCAAGAACAGAGCCAACCCCAACCGGAGUGAAGUGCAAGCAAACCUCUCGCUGUUUCUUGAGGCAGCUAGUGGAUUCUACACACAGUUGUUGCAAGAGCUCUGCACAGUUUUCAAUGUGGACUUGCCAUGUCGUGUUAAAUCAUCUCAGCUGGGUAUCAUCAGCAAUAAACAGAGCAGCACCAGCAGCAUCGUGAAGCCCCAACCCAGCUCCUGCUCCUACAUCUGCCAGCACUGUCUUGUUCAUCUGGGAGACAUUGCACGCUACCGCAAUCAAACCAGCCAGGCAGAAUCCUACUACAGACAUGCAGCCCAGCUCGUUCCCUCAAAUGGCCAGCCCUACAAUCAGCUCGCCAUCCUGGCCUCCUCCAAAGGAGACCACCUCACCACCAUCUUCUACUACUGCCGGAGCAUCGCUGUGAAGUUCCCUUUCCCUGCAGCAUCCACCAACCUGCAGAAAGCGCUCUCCAAAGCUCUCGAGAGUCGUGAUGAGGUGAAGACCAAGUGGAGCGUCUCCGAUUUCAUUAAGGCUUUCAUCAAGUUCCACGGUCAUGUGUACCUUAGCAAGAGUCUGGACAAGCUCAACACCCUGAGGGAGAAGCUGGAGGAGCAGUUUCAGCGAUUGAUUCUCCAGAAAGCGUUCAGCUCCCAACAGCUGGUCCACAUCACAGUGAUUAACCUGUUUGAGCUGCACCACCUGCGGGACUUCGCCAACGAGCCGGACGAGCAGAGCUACAGCUCAGACGAGCAGAUCAGCUGGUUCCAGCUCCUGGGCCUCUUCAUGUCUUUCCUGGGAGUGAUGUGCAGCCGCGUGUUACUCAACAAGAGCAGAGAGGAGAUCAUGGGCGAGUGUCCUCUGCCGGCCAUCAAAGUGUCCCUGGACUGGCUCAAGCUGCGCCCCACUGUCUUCACAGAGAGCGUCGUGGACAAGAGACAGUACAUCUGGCCGUGGCUUGUGUCUAUUCUCAACAGCUUCCAGCUCAAGGAAGAUGAAUUAUCCUGUGUAUCAGCCACCCCUCUCCCUGAAGAGUUCGAGCUGCAAGGCUUUUUGGCCCUCCGUCCUGCCUUAAGGACACUGGACUUCUCCAAAGGGCACCAGGGCAUUGCAGUCGGAAAGGAUGGCCUAGUGGUGCGCUCUCGCCAUCAGCGCCUCAUCAACCUGGGCAAGUGGGUAGCAGACAACCAGCCUGGGCUUAUCCAGUACAGUGUGAGCGAUGAACUGCUGCUCUUCAUCACCGACAUCCCAGAGAGAGUGAUCGAGGAGCCCCAGGAGAAGGACAUGCCCGUCCUGCAGGAGUCGUCCAACGGCGAGCAGAUGUCCCACGAGGGCUCUCUGGGCCUCCGGUCGGUCCUGUCGGCCGGGAAGACCCAGAACAGCACGCUGGACGGCAGCGACAGGCCUGUGGUCACCUUCAAGGAGAACAUCAAGCCCCGUGAGCAGAGUCGGGAGCAGGGCCAGGGGCAGGGGCAGGGGCAGGGCCGUGGCCAGCACCAGAGGGACGGCGGUGGCGGCGGCGGCAAGGAGCGCCCCGGCUACGGCAAGGGCAACGGCGCCGCCGGCAAGAACGAGCAGAAGAAGGAAGGCAAGCGGAAGAGCGAGGUGAAGAAGAACAGCCACGACAAAGCGCCCGAUGCUGGGAAACAGGUGAAGACGCAGGCUGAAGUGAGGAAGACUCCAGUGUCCGAGGCGAGGAAGACCCCCGUCACCCAGAGCCAGACCAGCGGCUCCUCACAGUUCAUCCCCAUCCAUCACCCAGGGGCCUUCCCACCGCUGCCCAGCCGAGCAGGUUUCCCUCCCCCUCCGUACGUCAUCCCUCCACCCGUGGCCUUCUCCAUGAGCCCCGGCUUCACUUUCCCCACCAGUGUCUCUGUGCCUGCGCCUUUCCUCCAGCCUGCCACUCACGCCCAAACGGCCAGCCAGGUGCAGUCGGGGAAACCCUCACACAUUCCCUACAGCCAGCAGCGGCCCUCGGGCCCCGGGGCCAUGAGCCAGGGGCCGCCCCAGGCCCCGCAGACCCAGCCGCCUCCACAGCAGCCUUCCCAGCAGGCCUUGCAGCAGCAGUCCGUGCAGCUCCAGGUGCAGCAGCAACAGCAGCAGCAGCAGUCGCCCACCAAGCAGGCUGCCCAGCUGGGCAAGAGCCCACCGCACCACCCCGGCAUGCAGCAGUACAUGUCGGUGGCGGAGCAGAGCGGGCAGAUGUGGAGCCAGGCGCCGGCGCAGCCUCAGGGCCCCAUGCCCAAGAUGCCCAUGCAGAUGCCGGUCAAGCAGCCGCCGCCGCCGUCCUUCUUCAUGCCCCCCCAGGACCCGCUCAAGCUCUUUGAGCACUCCAUGUCCCCCAACGUCCCCAUGCAGCCUCCCAGCGCCGUCAUGGACAAGAAGCCCAAGUUCCCCGAGGUCAAGGUGCAGCCGGACUUCUACUGGGAGUCGCUGUACCGCUCCGGCAUGGCCGAACGCAUGGCCAAGCGCCAGCCGGGGAUGUUCUGCCCCGACCAGGAGAACGUCUCCAGGGGCCCACCGUAUGAGGACAACAAGAGCUCCCCUCUUCUUCCUCCCGACCUGCUAAAAACACUGGUGGACUUUGAGGAGGAAGAGGAGCUGGUCUUUGCUAAGCCUCCUGGCUUCUACCAGGCCGUGGCUGGCCCUCUUAGCUCUGCUCCUGGGAGAAACAUGUUUUUGCCAAAUCAGUCUAGGAUGGAGAGUGCUGAGGUGAUGGGCCAAUCCUCCUUACUGCUAACUCGUGCUGGGUUUCCCAUCCAGGAGAACUCCUAUCAGAACAACAGCAUUUUCAGCGAGGCCUACGGGAAGCACCCACACCCACCCACACCCAAGCCUGACGUUCCCAUGAUGCACCAGGAGCACUCGCUCUAUUCCCUGUUUGAAGGAACUCCCUGGUCCCCCUCCCUGCCUGCUAGCUCUGACCACUCAACGCCUGCCAGCCAGUCCCCCCACUCCUCCAACCCCAGCAGCCUGCCCUCCUCCCCACCCACACACAGCCACCCCUCGCUGCCCUUCUCCAACUUUGGGCCAAUCGGCACGCCCGACAGCCGAGACCGGAGAGCCACCGACCGCUGGAAGGCAGAGAAGACUGGCGUGAGUGGCUUUGGGCUGGACUACCUGCCCACAGCCUCGUCCUCCACAGCCCCCGAAACCAGCUGGCACCAGGGCGGUCCUACUAGCAGCUGGGCCACCCAGGACAUGCCCAUGGAGGAUUCCUCCACUAACCUGCUGGACAGCCUCAAGUCCAUCUGGUCGAGCUCCAUGAUGCAGCCCGGGCCGUCUGCGCUGGAGCAGCUGCUGAUGCAGCAGAAGCAGAAGCAGCAGCGCGGCCACGGCCCCAUGAACCCGCCGCACUGAGGGGGGCCGCCGGAGCCCUGCGCCCGACUCACACCUCGUACUCAACACGAAGAGGAAGAAGAGGAUGAUGAUGAAGAUGAAGAAGAAGAAGAAGAAGAAGCUGAAGAAGAAGAGAUGAAAAAAAAUGACACGAGCUCCAAUCGGAAAUUACCGGCGCUAAGUAGCGGCGUAUGGAGGCUGGAGACGGCGAACGAUGCGUAGCGACAGGCUCCAACACCAAACCGCUCGCCUGACCGAAAUGAGGGAGGUGCAGCCCUCUCCUCUCCUCUGUCUCUCUCUCUCUCUCUCUCUAUCUGUCUCUAGGUCUCUCACCCUGUGCCCAUUUGGGGCAGUGAGGGCAUGCAAGCACCUGACCCAUCACGCUGCUCAGCACGUAGCCGCAGCAGAAACUCUCUCUGACACAGAGGAAGUGAAACACUAGACUUCCUCUUUGACUAGACCCCUCCCAUCCCCACCUUCCGCCAUGCUUCCCUGGUUUGGGGAUGGGGUUUGGUUCAAGGCUACCCUCCUGUCUCUCCUGGGUCUUGGGAUUCUGGAAGACUCCACCCGACCCAAACUCUGCUGACUCGCACUCUGUUAUCGGCUUCCCCUUAUGAUGUGCACGAUUCACUCUGUGUGUGACUGGCACACUGCACAUGUAAGAGGAGAUGUGUGUAUGGGAGUGUGCCACGUGUGGGAGGGGGAGGUGGUGAAAGUGAUGUUUUAAGGGAAAAGGAAAAACACAUUUAAAAAAAAAAAAUGUUGAAGGUUCAGAGGAAAAUGAGAGAGGACUUUUUGAGUUUUUUCGAGAGGUCUGGAUUUGUUUUCUUAAUGCUAGCGGAGGGCAGUGUGGAUCUAGGGAAUGGAAGCAGGAAGAGGAAAGAGUGAACGAACGAACGAAGGGAAAGAAUUGAAUUCUUGGCCAACUGUUCUGUUGGAACCUUGAGCGUGUCUUGUGUUGUGACUGCACCGAACAGAGUUAGACAUCAGAAGUAGAUGAGGACUAUGAUGUCAUUGUGACCAUCCACUCUGCUGAUGAGUGGAAAGGCUUUUUCAGUAAGGUGCAUCCCCACUGCACUCUCUCGCCUGGGAUUACUUCAUAAGCUUACAUGACAUUAUAGCUCAUCAAAGGAAAAGAUAACUAAAAAAUACAACCGAAUCAAAAGGAAAUAGGGGUUAGAUCAUAGCGUAUAGGGUGUAGUAUUAUUAGCUCCAAUUGAGAUUGCAAUUAUUAACAAUACUGUAUUUUGUGACUUGUUCUGUAGAGUUUUAGCUUUCUGAAAUAUUAUUGCGUAAAUAUGUUCAAUAGUUUACUGCAAACUGGGGGAGGUCUUUAUAUUUAAUAUGACUCUCCCCCACUUCCUCCUCCGUCUCCCCUUUGUUCUUUAAGUAUGUCUUUGCUCUAGCUUACCUACAUAACUGACAAACUCUUUUGUUCAUGUUCUUCUGCCUUUUACUAGUUUUAAGCAGCUUUAUCAACUCUUGUGCCUGUUCAAUGUUUCUUUUUUUUUUUCUUUUCCUUUUUUUAAAAACACACACAAACACAAACACACACACACACACACACACAUACACAUACACACACAAAACGAUUCUAUCCAUCAUGGUUGGCACUGCUGUAGAGUUAAGACGAGCAAACGGGUCCAGCAACAGUGCUGCUGGUUCAGCAAUAUGGGGCACACAAGCCAGCGGUGACUUUUGGACGGGACAAGUGAGCACUUUGCAAACCACUAGCUGUCCUUGGAUCAGUGAAAGAACGAACGUCUCACUGUCCUGGCUCGCAGGCUGUUGUCACGAGUGAAGUCGGAGACGAAACGAGGGGGGAAAGGGGGGCACCUGGCGGUGCCUCCAUCUCUCUCUUUGGCGUCUUUAGUUGGAUAGGAGAAGGAAUGGCUUGCGAGGCAACAUAACAAUAGCCAGCACUGCUCUACACAAAUCAGCACAAAAAAAUGGAACAAGUCACACCACUACCAACAACAGCAUCCCUCUACUGUCUGUAUUCCGAGGUCCUUAGGUGGUCUGUUUUGUAUGUCAGGCGGUGUCAGAAUAGGUGCAGCAGAUGUGAAUUUGUGUUGAUUCUAUUGGCUGGUUUAUCUAUAGUGAUCGAUCGAAGUGUUAGGAUUGAGCUUUUGUAGACCAGGCAGGAUGAUCUCCAGGACCAUGAGGUUGGCCUAUCUCUGUUUUAAGGACAGCAGUUUGAAGCUAGAGGUCGCUGUUGCAUAGGCUUAGAGUUCUAUGAAAUAUAUCCACAACGGUAAUUUCUUUAUGGUUCAGACAGUAAAUGCAUUUUGUACGGAAAAGGGUUCUAAGAGAGAUACAGUAUCUUGUAUGAGGGAAAAGUGUGUUUUUAUUUUCAUGUAGAGAUCAUUUUAUUAAAGACAACUUAAUGAUGUGUCUAUUUGCCGUGUGAUUGUGCUACUCUUGUUGCAUUUAAAAAAUGUACUUAAAUUUAAAUAAAAUUAAAAAUUUAAUCAUAUUGAACUUUUGGGGACAAUUUAGGCCAGAGGCUGUGGUUUGACAAAAUAAGCUCAUGAAAUAUUUGAUCUGUGUUGGACUAUUUGGCCUUUUUUGUAUUUUUUUUUCCCUUUGAUUUUUUUUCUAUCACUGUGGGGUUUUCAGUACCUGCACCAGUGCUCUUUAACUGAUUUCCAAGUAGAUUAAAAUCUCUUGGCCAGACGCCAAUCGUGAUUGCAGUCUGUGUGGACGUGUGCUGUCCAUGUACAAGCAACCCCUGGCAACCCAUCUGAAAAUGAUCUUGUUGCUGAACUGCCAUUGUUUCUGUGUACUUCCCUGUGCAGAAAGCAUUUCUCCCCCAAAAUAUGACUUUCUCUUCUGUGAUGUACACUUCACUAUUUAGUAUACGAGAUCGACCCAGCACCUGCGGGCAGUUCAAACAUUCCAUUCUGAAGUCCCAAAGGGGUGUUUCAGCUGAGUUUCAGCUUUUUUUUCUUUUUUUUUUUACAGUAGCAUAGCACAGGUUAAAAAAACCCAGUGGUUCAUGUGCCCCCAUCUGAGUUUGGCUUGCCAGGAGAGAAUGACCUCCUUACUUCUGCAUGACAAUAUGGCCUUCAGAAUACAUUGUUUCUGGUGGAGGAGACGUUGAGUUUUCUGUGAGAGGGUUUUUAAAUCCCUCUAGAAGGGUCGGCUAGCGGAGAGUAGAUGUCUCCUGUUGUUUUGGGCCUGUGUUCUGAAUUUUUGUGUUCGUCUUUCUGUAGACAUUUGGAAACGCUGGAAUCAGCUAUGCCUUUAAUAAAGUAAACCAUGUCCUCAA
Messenger RNA from Sardina pilchardus (European sardine), 6909 nucleotides. It is a transcript of the gene smg7, whose product is annotated as SMG7 nonsense mediated mRNA decay factor. The transcript is spliced from 23 exons. Lineage: Eukaryota; Metazoa; Chordata; Actinopteri; Clupeiformes; Clupeidae. The coding region runs from base 84 to 3659 and encodes 1191 amino acids. The record is from RefSeq and is a predicted model, not a curated record. Gene Ontology annotation, cellular component: telomerase holoenzyme complex. Gene Ontology annotation, molecular function: telomerase RNA binding; protein binding; telomeric repeat DNA binding. Gene Ontology annotation, biological process: nuclear-transcribed mRNA catabolic process, nonsense-mediated decay.